UUUAUUGGCCAUCUAUAUAUAAACAAAGCCAGUUUAUCCGAUACCUUAUUUUGUUAUAUCUUGCACACAUUAUACUGAAAAAUUAAAGCUUCAAACAUGAACACAAAUGGCAUAUAUUGUUUUAACCGAUUGAAAGGUGCAGCUGAAGCAGGUGAUAUAGAUCUCCUCUACACAGUAAUUCAAGAUGAUCCAUACAUUUUGGAGCGUAUAGAUUUAAUACCAUUUGUUGAAACUCCUUUACAUACGGCUGCAUCUAUGGGUCAUCUUCAAUUUGCCACUGAAAUUAUGAAUUUGAAACCUUCAUAUGCUUGGAAACUAAAUCAGCAAGGAUUCAGUCCCAUCCAUCUUGCUAUGCAAAAUGGCCAAAAGAGUUUCGUGUCUCAAUUUGUGAACAUCAAUAAAGAACUUGUUAGAGUUCAAGGAAGAGAAGGCUUAACUGCUCUUCAUUUUGCAAGUCAAAUUGGAGAGGUUGACCUUUUAGCUAAAUUCCUCCUUGUAUGUCCUAAUUCCAUUAGAGAUGUGACUGUGAGGUGUGAGACCGCAUUGCAUAUUGCUAUCAAGAAUGAACAAUAUGAGGCCCUUCAAGUACUUGUUGGAUGGCUCGAAACAAAUAAACAAAGAGGCGCUGUAGAGCUGGAAAAUGGAAUAUUAAACAAGAGGGACGAUGCAGGCAACACCAUUUUGCAUGUUUCAGCACUAAGUAUUGAGCCGCAGAAACUUCUAUUGUUGCUAAGUACUGGUAUAAAUUUCGAGGCAAAGAAUUUGGAGAACAAAACAGCAUUAGACAUAGCAAGCACUCCAAAGAUCAAGAGUAUAUUAUUAAGGGCAGGAGCAAAAUCUAGCAUGGAAGUCGCUGAUGCUCCCACACUUGCACAUAUGCUAAGGUCGAAGAAAACAACUAUGUAUAAAUUGUUAAUUCAGACAAUUCGUAUUAGAAGUGACAUGACAGAGGAGCAACGCAACAUUUGGUUAAUAGUCGCAGCUCUUAUUGCGACUACCAUGUAUGAAUCAGCUCUGACUCCCCCUGGUGGAGUUUAUCCGAGUAGUGCCGGUGACAAUAGUUUGAACAUCACUUCCUCCAAUUCUACUAUUUCUAGUACCCAAGGAAAUGUUGGGAAAUCUGUCUUGUCAGAAGCUAUUUUCUGUCUGUUUUCAGUUUCAAAUAUGCUUUCCUUUUAUACAUCAAUUACAACAAUAAUUAUUAUGACCUCAAGUGUGAUGCAAUGCAUGGUUGUGUACAUGCUAAUGUAUUGGUUUUCCCUUUGUUAUAUGAUCUCUAUGUUGAAGAUAUCCCCUGCAUAUGCCAGCGCCAUUUUUGUUAAAAUCCCUUUUGUUGUUCUUAUAACUGGCCCAUUUGUUUGUUUAACUUUUGUUGUCUACUCAAAACUUCAGCAUGAGCGCAAUGCAAAGAAACUUGAUAGAUCAUAGUAAAAACGUUGAUGCAAAAGGAGAAACACCAAAGAAGGUUGUGGAUCAGAGAGAUGGUACAAUCACUAAUGAGAUCUGCAACUCAAAACACGACUGCUGGCCGAAUUCUCACAACAACUAAUAUCUCAAUAUCAAGUGUAUCAAAUAUUUGCAAAGUUUUCAUUUUCAUUGUCAUUGUUUUCAUUUGUUGUUCUUGUUCCAUUUUAGCAAAAUGUGAGUCUAAGUGUAUCAAAUAUUUUAAUAUUAUCUUGAUUUUAUUGAA
Messenger RNA from Medicago truncatula (barrel medic), 1690 nucleotides. Its product is annotated as ankyrin repeat-containing protein BDA1. The coding region runs from base 97 to 1428 and encodes 443 amino acids. The transcript has 2 exons. Gene Ontology annotation, molecular function: protein binding. Lineage: Eukaryota; Viridiplantae; Streptophyta; Magnoliopsida; Fabales; Fabaceae. The record is from RefSeq and is a predicted model, not a curated record.